AUAGCAAACUUUAUCAUAUAGUUUUGUGUAAGUUGGCAAACUUCAUCUUCUCCUGUCUCAUAAGUAUUUAAACAAUAAUUUUUACACUCUGUUCAUAUUUAAACAAGACCAUAAAACGAUAAUUGAAUUGGUAUUCAGAAGGAAUCUACUUGGAGAAAGAAGUAAGGAAUCGACAAAAUUAAAAUUGUCGACGAGAAGAGAACAGUAAUUCAAGAAUUGCAUCUACCAAUCGUCAAGAAAUGGCGAUUCCAUUCGCUCUGCCUUCCGACGACGAAGCGGAAACUCAGACACAGCAGCUGGAGCAAUUGAUGCUCGAUCUAUACGCUGCUCUGCAACAGGUACUUCGAAGCAGGACAGCACAGCAUCCGUCAUCACGAAAUCAUCGGUUGCCACGACGAAGCGGUGACGACCGACAACUGGUGGUCCUGGUGGACUCUGAUCUGUCCCGAUUGCCGCUGCCCGAUCUCGUCCUGUCCGCCGUGGAACAACUUCCGCCUCCGACGCCCCAGGUGACGGUGUCCGCGCCCAGCAGCCCAACCAGGGACGCGGCAUUCCAGUUUCCGGAGUGCAGCGGGGACGAGAACGGUGCAGCACCGGUGCCAAGCCCAAGGCCACGACCGCGAAGACGCAGGCUCGCCUCGGAGGGCGGUGGCGCUACCAUGAAGAAAGGGCCUGCCACCGAGCGAAUCUGCAAGAAAUGCUGCGGCCACUUGGGACAGGCCUUCAACGAGAGCCAGUGGGCGAGCGUAGGCGCCAACCUCAGGAACAUCGCCGACGACUUUCAUGCGUCACAGACCAAGGCCGCCGAGAUCGAAAAGUCCCGACUGCCCGCGAUGGACCCGAGCUUCGCAGAUUCCAACAACACGAGCGGCUCAACCGACAGUAUCCUGUCGCUGCUGAUCCCGGCCCCCCUCCGCGAGACUCUGUGGACGACAGUGGCCUUGUACCUCGGAUGGAGGCUGGUCUCCCGUCUUCGAUAGACGCGACGGAAUCGUCGUUGCGUCGAUGCCACGACGAUCGACCACGAUGCCUCGAGAACGUUAAGAAUCAUCAUCACCGACGCUUGGAACCGACCCAACAGGGACAGCCAGUUAGGCGAGCCGUCACUCGGUAAACCAGCGACUGGCCUUCCUUGGCCCUUUGCACGCCGCACGAACCAACGGACGCCGCGCCCGUCCGCCAACGUUUCCACGCUCGUGAACCGGCAGACAGAAUUCUGCCUGCACGACUCCUACGGGAACAUCGAACGCGAUCUUCUGUUCUCGCGCCAACGUCUGUUCUCUGUGUACGCGUGUCCCUCGCCGCGCGCGAUCGAGAAUGCGCUCGCAUCGCGUACCCCUCGUUCCUUCGGCGCGGAUCCGUCGCGCCUCGAGGACGAGAACGCGGCGAAGGAUUCGAGGGAGGAGGAAGAGGAGGAACUCGUGGGACGCGACGAAUACGAAGGUAUAGAUAGCGGGAUUGACGAGGAGGAGCAGGAGGAGGAGGAGGAGGACGACGAGGGUGGAGCUUGUCAACUCGUUACUUGUCGUGAAGUCAGAGUUACCUGAGGCCAAGUACCAUUUCACGUUUGUCCGAUGGUUGGUUGUUCGGUGAUGGCCGAUGUAAAAGGAUGGCUCGAUGUCGUGUCCACGUACCGGUAACUCUGGCUCAACGACGAUCAAAGAGUCGCGUCCGGAAUAUAUUUCUCGUUUCCUUUUUUUUUUCUUUUCUUUUCUUUUCUUUUCUUUCUUUUUUUUGUUUUUUUUCUUCGUCGGCCUCGACUCGCGUAGUUAGUAUUCCUCGCUCGAGAGUGUCCAUCCUUCCCGACCGAGCGAUCGUCGCGCGCGAUCGAUUCGACGGCAAGGAUCGAUUUCCAGGUGCAUUCUCGCCCCGCGGCGGCGAUCGACGCGUGAUCAUCAACGAGCAGAGGGAACUGCUCGUCCGUUCGAUCGUUUGUGACGAUCGUUCGUCUUCCGGUUUUCGUUGCAUGCACGAGUAGGAAGUAAGAGGCGGGCGGAGUGUGUCUGUCUCUUUCUCCUCCUCUCCCUCUCCCUCUCUCUUUCUCUCUCUCUCUUUCUUUCGGCUGAUUUCAAGUAUAUAUGUUCGAAUAUAUACAUACAUAUGCGAGUAUGAUCGGAAGGUGAUGACGAACGCGAGGCCGGUCUACUUGGACGGUGAGGGCGACGGGAGGGAGGAUAUUAAGGAAGAGAUCCAAAGAGGACUUAACCCAAUAAUCAAAUGAUGAUCUCAUUACGGAUAUAAAAUAAAGAGAAUUAAAUAAAGUAGUGUGAUCACGGGAACGGGACGGAUCAAUGAUCCCCUUCUUCGUUUCUCUCGAUCCGACAUCUCUUUUCCCUCUUCUCUCUCUUCUUUCUUUCCCUCCGUAUUCUGCUUUCGAUUUUUCAUUUUUCGUCUUUUUUUUUGUUUUUUCUUCUCCCUUUUCUCCCCCCGUUAAUCGUAAGACACCGUAUUCCGUCCCGUUCUCGUCCCGGUAGGAAGUAUUUUGACGUGGCUUGUAGAUAACGCGGUUACCUAGCCGAUACUAAGGCAAGGCAGAACUCUAUCUGGGAUAAAAAAAAAGGAAAAAGAAAAAUGACAUCGUGCCAUGUCGUCUCGCGAACGGUCCAAGAUCCUCGAAGAGGGGCAAAAUGGCGGGAAGGGGAGAGGGAGGGGGAAAUGGAGAUUUCGUUUCGCGUGAUCUUAGAUAAUAAUCGAUUCAUCCAUCCAAGGAUCGAUCGAUUUUCGAAACGAAAUGAACGAUGAUCGUGGAUUAGAAUUGGGAUCGCUAGACGUUCAUGGUUGAUUGUCGAAUCAUUUGUAAAUAGAAAGUAUUUCGAGGAGGAGAGUGUUUCUCUCUUUUUCUCUCUCUCUCUCUCUCUCUCUCUCUCUGUCUCUCUCUCUCUCUCCCUCUCUCAAUAUGUAUUCCAAAAGCAAAAGAACAAAAAAAAAAUAUAUAUAUAUAUAUCUGAUACUACGAGAAGAAGAACGAAAAGAGAAUAUAUUGUAGUAUAAGGAAAAGAGAAAGAUUAAUUGCGCGAUUGAGCAGGUAGGGAAACGGGCGAGGACACGUAACGUGAAGAGGGGAGCAACGUAUUGUAAUUAUAGAGGAUUUAACUAAAAUAAUUAAAAUUCAGUAAAUAAGUCGACGUUUAAUAAUUAAAGUAGAUAAUCGAUAGAUCGAGGAUCGCAGCAUCUUAAUUGGCUAGCUGCGAGUCCCGUGGACAGUUUUCGAAUGAUCUCCGGUAGCUUAGCUCUUAGUGGCGCCCUCCUCGAGGACGCCUUUCAUGACGCUGAGGGACCGAGGGGUGUUUUGCACCCUUUGCUCCCGCGCGUCACUUUUUUCUUUCUCACUCUCCAUCUUCCCUCUAUCUUUCGCAUUUUCUUCUUCCUCCUUUUUUCUUUCUUCUUUCUAGCGCGGCUAUCUGUCUCUCGUGGUGAUAAUUAUGCUUCCUUUCUUUUCUUUCUUUUUCUUUCUUCCUUUUAUGAUCGACAUUUGCGAUUUAUUUUAAAAAUUUCUCUUCUCCUUCGCGCGAUCAUUCAAUCUCUUCUUCACAUCUUCAUUCCUCCAUUCCAUUCUAUUCACUCUCUUCUCUGUCGUUAAUAUAUUCGUUUUGUUAUUCGUCGAUUCUCGCGAUUAUGUAUUCUUUAAACGAUAAUUACUCUUUUUUUUUGAUCUCGUUAAUUAGCAUUAUAUAUUUAGGUCUUCGUUGUUUCGUUGUACUCGCGAUUCUAUAGGCCAUGUCCCGCCAUAUAUUGGCGCGAAUGCUCGUAGAAGUUCGAAGUGGAAUUAAUAAUUAAAGGAUAGUUAGUAUCCCUGAUCGAGCCUCGAGAGCGUGUUCCCUCGAGUGGAUCUCGAACGGGAUGAAACCAAAAUCAUCAUAAGGCUGUCGAUACGAUAGUGUUUUCCCGUGGACCGUUCUAUCUGUCUCUCUAUCUGUCUCUAUCUCCCGAGUAAAGACUACUCCUUUUUUUUUUAAUCAAUAUCAAUAUUUUUUAUUACGAUUAUUAUUAUUAUUAUUAAUAUUAAUAUUAUAUUUUUAUUAUUAUUAUUAUUAUUAUUAUUAUUAUUAUUAUUAUUUUUUAUUAUUUGUUUGUUUGCCCUUUUCUCUUCCAUCUUAAAAAUUAACAGAUAAGAUUUCGUGACGUACUCCGUCGAAGUAUUCCAGUGUGUAGAAAAACUAGUAGUAUUUAUUUAUAGGUAAACGUGUAUUCAUAUAUGUCUAAAUAGGAAUCGAGCGAGAUGAUUCGCGAGAUAAUAAAAUACUGCCAUUCGUCCUAAAAAAGCUGAGAAAGGUGCGCGUGAAAGGUGUUGUUGUGUGUCGUCCUGAAUUAGAUAAGGAAAGAAAAAAAAAAAAUAUACGAAGACGUUCAUCAGGAUCCUGAAUGAACGUUCCUUCGGGGAGGCGUACGUACGUUAUUUUUCCUCUGUCGAGAAAAGUCGAUACGCCUUUUAAAGUGAAAGCGUGCGAAGAUAGAGUGUGAUGAUGAUAAUGAUAAUGAUGAUGAUGAUGAUUAUGAUUAUGAUGAUGACGAUGAUGACGAUGAUGACGAUGAUAACGAUGAUAACGAUGAUCAUAUAGUUUCUCCGAAGGAGGAGUUCAGAAUCGGUACGAAUGAACAAGGUGAACGCGAGGGUAACAUCCUCGUUUCCCCCCUCAUCCGGUUGCACCGAUCCGAAUCGUUCCACGGACGAAUCUAGAGUCUAGAGUCUCUUGAUGUUCGUAAAAAAAUAGUAACUUAAAUAUAGCGUAUUUUUCAUCGACUACUUCAUUCGCCAGAAAUAUGGAUUUCUGGUGAGGACAAGUUCUGUGGCGAGCCGACCAUAUUCUUCUCUCGUCCCACCCCCCUGUGAUGAUUUUCGUCCGAUGUGUGUGUGUUCGUUUGUUCUUCCUCUUCGGUUGAAUGAAUUUAUAUUUGAUAAUGAUAAUGAUAAUGAUACAGUUUGUGACAGUUGUGAUUUUAAGUCGUAUCUUUAAUCGUGUUCCGUUGAGAUCGAUAAAGACUUUUGUUAUCGUACCAAGUGAUAUUUCCACCAUGAUUUUCGCCUCCUCGUUCGAUGGGUUAACGUUUACAAAAACUCGGUGGGGUUCAGCAGCAACUUAUCUCCAGUUUUCUCGUUUUUUUUCACUUUUCCUUUUUCUCCUUCUUCUUCUUUUUUUUUUUCUUCUUGUUCUAUUCCAGAGUGUUCUUAAGUUCUUUGUCGAUCGAGUUUUCUUCUCUCCUCUCUAUUUACCCGAGGAGGGGGUAAACGCGAGAGCGAGCAGGAUCGUCGUACAAUUGUGAUGUAAUAAGAUAGUAAUUGCCAUUGGCGCGAUGAGAGGGGAUGACAGGGCUCUCAUCGCGCUCGCGAAACCUUUUUUAUAUUAGCAUUCCGACCAAAGGAAAAGGAAGUAGAGUUCGAUCGUGUGCACGUAGUGAAACGCAAGAUAUUUUCUGUCGUUCAUUUUUUAUAUUUUUUUCAAUUACAAUUUUUCUCCUCCCCUUUCGUUUCUUCGUAUAAAAAUGAGGCUUGAGCGAGGCCAUACUUAUCGUGGCUAUUAUACUUAACGAAAUUUCCCGUUUUCCCGUUUUUACCUUUCGUUUGUUGUUUUCUUCGUUGUUGUUGUUUUCUUCUUCUUCUUCUUCUUCUUCUUCUUCUUCUUCUUCAUCAUUUUUACCUCUCGUCCUUUUCACGCGCAUUGCACCCAAUUAGACGUGAAGAGGGAAAAAUGAUAAAUAGAGCACCGAGAAACACGAACAAAUUUUUACGCCCGUGUAUGAAACGUAGCCCCGUUGUAGGUUUAAGAGUCGAAAUAAAAGAAGAUUAAUUAGAAAUCGAGGGAAACGCGAUUAGAAAACGAAAUAGAAGCUAGAAUACUACUACCAGUCGAGCAAACGAUAAUCAAGCACAUGGGAUUAAGAUAAAACGCAAAGACCACAGAAGAUUAAUAAGAAGAAUAAAUAAAUAAAAAACGCAUGUACAUAGCCGCUUGUUCGUGGGGCCGUAAAGUACCAUAAUCUACGAUUGCUAUAUCCCCCUUUUCUCUAUGUUCGUUUUCGUGUUUUCUUUUCUCUUUCUCUCCCUCUCUCUCUCUCUUUCUUUUUUUUCCUUUUCUACAACUUUUGUUUCACUUACGGUAUUCUUCCCACCCAAUUUUUAUUUUUUUUACCUUCCUGUUUGGUUUCAAGUUUUACCACGCUUUAGAGAGAUGAUAAAAACGAACCUCCUCUCCCCAUAAGUAGGAGCAUUUUUACGUAGCAUAGUAGUCAGCCAUAUUGAGAACGUAUUAAUUAUAUAAAUAAACACGAAUAAAAGUAUAUAUAUAUAUAUAUUAAUAAUGGAAAACAUAUAUAUAUAUAUAAAUAUAUAUAUAUUUUAAAUGGUAUAUUUGAAUAUAUAUAUUAUUAACGAAAUGCUAUUUCGAGGCGUACCGUGCGAUAUAAAAAGAGAAAAAAAGAAAUAUAAUGAUAGUCGUAUAUCUCGAAAGGGCGAGCUCGAAGAGAAGAUGAACGAUUGAGAAACAAAGAAAGGCAAAGGGUCGAAAAAAAAAAGAAAAAAGAAACGGAGAAAACGGUGAUGUUUCUCGUUCGGAGAUGAUGAUUUUUUUUUUUUUUUUUCCUUUGAGAUUGACGAAGAACGGAGAACGACAGCCGAGGCUGGGACAUAAGCUGUAACUGUGACUAUUGUGGAUCGUGGGGGGCAGGCUGUAUCGCGAAUUUUUUCUUUCUCGACCUCGAUGACGUCCACCUCGUUUUCGAGCUUUUCACUCGAACCGAGUUUCACUUGACAAAAAAGACUAAGAAAUAAACAAAAAAAGAAACAACAACCCGAAAAGAAUCGAGUCAAUUUCCUUUCUGUCUUGGGUCGUCAAAGAGAAUUAUUAAAUCCAAAGAGUUGAAACCGGAAAUCAAUCAUCUCCAAUGAUCGAAGGUAUAAACGAAAAGGCUAGGUUAAUUGCCAAUGAAUUAUCCCGGCCAACCAAAUAGCAUAAGCAAUAUCGAACGAAAAGCAGCCCGCCCAUCCGAGAUCCCCGCGCGUCAAAGCGUCACUGUGAUCUCGUAAUUAUUAAUGAAAUAUCCGAUUAUUGUAACGAAUAAUCGCUAUGAAUAUUAUAAUGUACCCGUUCCCUUCUCCCCCUCCCAAUGUUCCCCCAAUCCCUCCAUCGAGAGUAAGAGAGAGAAAGGCCCCGUAAAUGGUGGAGGGAUCGCGUUUCAAUUCUCGCAUCGGAGAGUCCGGAGUCCUUUCGUUUUUUUAUUUUUUUUUAUUAUUAUUAUCUCCCUUCGUUUCGUUUCCAACAAAUUCCUUUCGCUUCCCUAAAUCCUCCAUUGUCCUCCCUAUCCUUGCGUUAUCUUUUUUUUUUUAAUGAAAUUACGUAAUCGUAAUCGUAAUCGUAAUCUUUAAUCGUUAAAUUUUCCAAUGAUCUCUCGGUGGUGCGUUCGAAGUAUGAGCAAACUGGCCGCCUAACUGUUCUAAUCUCUCUAAUAUUCUCUCUCUCUCUCUCUCUUUCUUUCGCUCUCGCUCUAUUUUUCUCGAUCGUGCCACCGAACUUUUCACUACAAUCAAGGUGAGGAAACAGGAAAGGGACGCCCGAAAGAGGGGAAAAAAAGAAACGUGGAAGCGUGAAAAUCGGUAAUUCACGUUCGGUGGAUGAUUCCCGCGGAAUCGAUUCUAAGCGCUAGGUUCACCACAACGAAGAUUGAUUAUUUCGCUCUGCGUUCCGCACUCCAUUAAAUCGGCCGCGAGCCUCUAUCGUUGUAUCGAUCAUUCAUUAUGGUUAAUUAAUCCCCAACAACCACCAUCCGUCGCAUCGUGAUCCGUGUAAGCUUUUGGGGGGUGGGGGAGGGGUGGUUACAACAGACUACGUUGUUUAAAGAGGUGAUCGACUAGUCUUUAUCGGACCAAUCGUUGAGAUACUUUUAUAUUUUUUUUUCUUUUUUUUUUUUUGUUUCGUUCUUCUUUUCCUUUUCGUUUUUUUUUGUUUUCAUUAAACGAAAUCCAAGUAAGAUCUCUUGUUCUUCUUUGUUCUUUUCUUUUCUUUUUUUUUUUUUUUUGUUCUCUCAACUCUUGACUCGCGUGUGCGACUUUUCGUUUCUUUUUUUUAUUUUCUUCGAUGAUAUUUUCUUUCGAUUUUGUUUUUUUAUUUCUCGCGUUUUAUAUAUAUAUAUAUAGUAUCGUCCAUUCCUAUUUUCGAGGAUCUUUGACCUCGAGAAGAUUAUUUCCCACCUGAUUUAUCUUUCUCGUUCUUGAAUGGAUGUAUAUGUAUAGUACACGAUGUGAAAUUUGAAUUUCCCGCCAGUAUUUAAGUCGGGGUUUUCUCGAGUCGCAUCGAGAAAACGCUCGAUCGAAAAAUGAAAAGAAAGAGAAUGUAUUUAAUAACGAAGAGAGGGGAAAAAAAAAGAGAAUUGCGUAUGAAUUUAAGAGACAUUUACACAUAUACACAUAUACAAUAUACAUACACAUAUACGAGUAUACAAUGAAACAAUGAUAUAAGUGCUAUAUAAUCACGCGUGAGAUCGGGCGUUAAAAGAGAAAGAAAAAGAAAAAAAAAAGUAAGAGAGAAUUUGAAGAGUAAUUGUUCAUUUGCUCAGAUUUGUCCUUAAGUUUGCCAUAAAAAAAAGAAAAAAAUGAAAAAAAAAAAAAAGAAGAAAAGAGAGAAUCGAAGAGGCGAUCUUUGUAAUACAAAUGCUGGCGAGCUGCGUCUAGUGUCUUAAGGGAAAACUGCGAUUAAUUUUGGAGCCGUUGCGCGUAUUUUCAGGUGCCAAUCACGGCAAAUUAGCCACGCGGAUUUUUGUAACUCAAGAGCCGAAACACAUUGCCAUUUUGUCACGUCGAUAUUCCCCCCAUUUCGCGAUUCCGCUUCAUGAUUAUCUUGUCUGUCUGUCUCUCUCUCUCUCUCUCUCUCUCUCUCUCUCUCUCUCUCUCUCUCUCUCUCUCUCUCUUUCUCUCUCUCUUUUUCUCUCUCUCUGGAAGUGACUCACAAAAGCGUCUGAUAUUAUUUUCACUUUAGCCGAAGAGAAAAAAAAAACAAAGAAAAAAAUGAAAAAGAGAUUCUAUUUAUUCUGCGUCGUAUCAGAUUAACGAAAUAAACGACAAAGAAAACGAAAAAUACUUGAUCAAAUUUUCUUUUCUAAAAUAAAAUUUUUUAAAAUUCGACAACAGCAGAGUCACGUCUAGGAGAGCAUUAAUUAAUCUUACUUAUCCGCCUGUAAUAUUCGACCGUGUGUAACCGUAAUUGAAUGUGCCCCACUUAAACUUUAAGACGACGAUGUUCGUACCCUGUUUCAACAACGCCUGAUUAAAACGAAAAAAAGAAAACACGAAAAAAAAGUAAUAAUAAUAAUAAUAAUAAUAAAGUAAUAACGUUACCUGUAGCCAAAUGUCCCGUGGACCAUUAUAGACCGCCGCGAUCUGUUCGUAACACUAUGUGCGAGAAAGGGCUAGAAAGCGUGUGAUCGAGACGCGUUGCGAGGCCAAUUUUUUUCUUUGGCCUCCGGCUCGCGAGUGCGUAUGAGAGAGCGCGUUUGCGUGAAAGGGAGAGAAAAAAAGAAAAAAAAAAAGAAAAAGAAAACGAAAGAACGGGGCGAGCGAAAGUAUUUCGCGAAAAGCCUCGUCCAGGCUUGAAGAAAAAAAAGUCGAGGCGAAACGAAACGAAGAAAGAGGCGAGAGGAAAAACAAAAAGGACGAAGAGAAGGGAAAAAAGAGGAGAAAGAGAGGACAAAGAGGCGUGGCGAUUCUCAAGCCGUUUGUAAAGCUCGCAGCAACCUUGUGAUAGAGUCUGGACUCGGAGAAAACCUGUUCACCUUUGCUACUUUCCUUCUUUUUCUUUCCGCUCGGGAGGCGAAGAAGCGAGAAACGUGAGGAAAAUGGUCGCUCUUCGAUCGUUCCGUAGCUCAGCUCGUAUCUCGGAAUGGACUCGUUCUCUUCACCGUUGCAGGGAAAGAAAGACAAGGAAACGUGGGGAGAAGAAAAAAAAAAUAAAUAAGAAACGAAAGCAGCGAAACAGCGAACGAAAGACAACAAAGAGAGAGAUAUAAAUAUAUAUAUAAUAUAUAUAUUGUAUAUGCUUAGAGGCGUAUAAUAGAGAAUGUUUUGCGCGAAAUCGUUUUAUUGCGAAACGUGGGAGAAAGAAAUACAUAUACUAUAUAUAUUUUGAAACGAAAUUUCGUCCAGCUGACCAAUCCAAAGAAGCGACCAAAUAAACGAAGGAGAGGGAAAACGAUGCGAGCCGUUGCACAACGCUUGAGGUGCUUUAAAAGAAGAAGAAGAAGAAGAAGAAGAAGAAGAAAAAUGAUAAAAAUAAAAAAGAAAAAAGAAUGGCUGAAGAAAAGAAGAAAUAGAAAAAAAAAGAAAAAAAAAUAGAAGACAAACACACAAUUUUUCUACUAUGUACAACUUACAAAAAAAACUCCGUGCGCGUAAGAGGAGAUUUCUUUCUCUCUUUCCUUUUUUAAGAGUUUUGCGUUUUCGCUUGACGACUGUCCCGAUGCGAGUGAUUGGAUGCAAGAUAUACGGCGGUCACGUGAUAUGUUAUUUACAAGCGUAAAAUACCGUAUUAUGUAACAGGCCCCCCUUAGAUCACAUAUAAGUGAGAAAAGAGCGGUAUCGUUAAUUUAUUUUGUGUUAUUUCCACAUUUUUCUCUCUUUUCUUUAACAUCUUUUUACUACAUUUGAUCUCUAUCUCUUCUCCUACUCAUUUUCUCAGUUUUUUAAAUUUCUUUCUUUUCCAAUGUUUGUUUUGUUUUUUCUUUUUUUAAAUUCUAAAUAUUCUACGUCUAUGGAUUGGAAUUGAUUUUUCGAAAAGAAAAGAGAACAAGAAGCAUCCCCACAAAGGGAUGCGUAACGCCGCGACGUUUUACUUUUUCUUUCUUGCAUUUUCACUUUCCUUUCUCUUUCUGGAGGCGUUUCUCUCGCUCCUCACUUUUCUUCUUUCCGUCGAGAUUCUCUUUACUCUUUAAACGAAUGUACGGCCACGACUUUGCCCGUUCUUCGUUGAUCUCUCGAAUCUUUUCCUCAAAAAAAAAAAAAAGAAAAAGAAAAAAAAGAAAAUAAAGAAAGAAAGAAAGAAAGAAAAAUCUUAACAGAGAAACAAAUAUCGAGAAAUCAACGAGGAACCCGCAAAACGAAGCCCGAAUCAUACGAUGCUGUGUUAUUUAAGUCACUACAGACCAUACGUUAUUGAUUACUUUUGAUUUUAGUUUAUGACAAUUUUUUUAUGUUAUUAAUUUUAUUUCGAAUACGAUUUUUAAGCGCUCCGCGAAUAUGUAUUAAUUAUUAUUAUCUAUUAUCUAUUAUUAUCUAUUACAUGAUUGAAUAUUAUUAUCCGAAUAUUAUUAUUAUAUUAUUUUAAUAUUAUUAAUAUUAUUAUUAUUAUUAUUCUAUAAUCUUAACAUUCUGUAUCAUCACUCCCCAUGGUCGAUUAUUCUUUUUUUAUUAUUAUUAUUAUUAUUAUUAUUAUUAUUAUUAUUAUUAUUAUUAUUUUUCUCUCUACGAAUUGUUCUCGCGUCCGCUGCCCGAUCGCCGGUCGACGCAUCGCCCUUGAAGACGUCGCGACGCCUUCUCUCGUUCUCUUCUCUUUCCUCUUCUCUCGCGCGUUUUUUUCCCCACUCAUCUUUCGUCCUUUUUCUCUCGUUUCUUUUUUUUUCCUUUUUUUCCCCUUCUCCUCCUCCUCUUCCUUCUUCUUCUUCUUCUUCUUCUUCUUCUUCUUCUUCUCGUUCGAGGUGUUACACGAGAAUAUACACGAAAAACAAACACACGAGUUACAUACGAAUUGACUGACGGUCUUCGCGUGGCGUAGCGUCGACCAUUGGGAGUUCGCAAAGGGACGGGGGCAUCUCUUCGCUACCCGCAUGUCUUUCAUUGUACAGAUUUUUUCACUUUUAUAUAGUUAUCGAUAUAUCGUAACGUUAUGAAACGUCGAUUGCGGCGGUGUCAUUAUGUGUCGCCGUACCAUUAUUGUACUUGAUUCAUCUUUUUUUUUUUUUUAUUAAUUGAAUAAAUGUGAACACGCCGAAAGUAUAUCGAGACGUUCGGGUGAUUCUUCGAGCGCA
This is a messenger RNA of Apis cerana (Asiatic honeybee), 12006 nucleotides long. RefSeq lists its product as uncharacterized. NCBI's taxonomy places the organism in Eukaryota, Metazoa, Arthropoda, Insecta, Hymenoptera, Apidae. The record is from RefSeq and is a predicted model, not a curated record.